Ostrea edulis (European flat oyster) is the source of this 5269-nucleotide messenger RNA. RefSeq names its product retinoblastoma-like protein 1. The record is from RefSeq and is a predicted model, not a curated record. Gene Ontology annotation, biological process: cell differentiation; regulation of transcription by RNA polymerase II; negative regulation of G1/S transition of mitotic cell cycle. NCBI's taxonomy places the organism in Eukaryota, Metazoa, Mollusca, Bivalvia, Ostreida, Ostreidae. The coding region runs from base 79 to 3291 and encodes 1070 amino acids. Gene Ontology annotation, molecular function: RNA polymerase II transcription regulatory region sequence-specific DNA binding. Gene Ontology annotation, cellular component: chromatin; transcription regulator complex; nucleus. The transcript has 24 exons.
AUUUUUCCCGCCACAGAGCGCAUGAUGGUUUUUGCGAUGUACGAUAUUGUUGAUUUCCGGAAUUAAUUGUAAAUAAAAAUGGAGCCCACGGAAGAUACUGACGAUGCCGUGGAAAGAAAAUAUAGUGAACUUUGUCUGGACUUAAAUAUGGAUAAAAGAACAAAGGAAGAAUCAUGGGAAAGCUACCAGAAAAUUCAGACAAAGUACACACUGGAGGCAAAUCAGAUGCACUGGCUCGCGUGUGCACUGUAUGAAGCCUGCAGAAGAAGUGUUACUCCUACAGUAGGCCGAGGAACAAUGGAGGGAAAUGGAGUGUCAUUGACUAGACUUCUUCGUUCAGCUAAAUUCAGCCUUAUUCAGUUUUUCAACAAAAUGAAGAAGUGGUCUGACAUGGCAGGACUACCUCAAGAAUUUAUAGACAAAGUAAACAAACUAGAAAGGAAUUUUGCAGUUUCCACAGUAAUUUUUAAGAAAUAUGAACCAAUAUUCUUAGACCUAUUUCAACAUUCUGUGGACUAUCAACAAAAGCAAAAUAGGAACAAAAAACAGAGGAGAUUGCCCUGCACUUCAAAUGAAGUAUUUAAUUUCUGCUGGACAAUGUAUGUACAAGUGAAAGGUCACUUUCCUGCAAUAAGUGAUGAUCUGGUGAACUCCUACCACCUCCUACUGUGCUGUCUGGACUGGUUCUAUGCUAAUGCAUUAAUGGGAGGUAGAAAAGACAUAUUAAAUCCAUCAUUUGAAGGGUUACCGGAGGACUUUGGAAACAAGGAUUGGAAACCACCAAAUGAAAGUCCCUGCAUUAUUCAACUUUUGUGUGAAAAGCAUGAAGGGUUAGAAAUCGAAGCCAAAGUCAUUAAAGAACAUUGGUGGAAACCACAUAUCAAGAAACUCUUUGACAAGAAGAUAUUAAAAGGAAAACCAGAGACUUUAUCAGCAGUUCUGGAAGUUGGCAACUUUGAUGCCAACAAAAAAUCUAUAAGCGAAGCAUAUGAAGAAUAUCCCUUAAAUUAUAGCAGCAAAUCAAUGAAUAAUGAGUAUGAAGCCUAUGUGUUAAGUGUUGGUGAUUUUGAUGAAAGAGUGUUCUUGGGCAGUGAAGCAGAUGAGGAAAUUGGAACUCCCACGAAAUAUCGGGAGGAGGGCACGGGUGAAUUGGCAGAAAGGUUGCAAGUGAAAGCCCAUCUACAACAGCAUUUUGAUGAGACCAAAACAUUAGCACCCUCGACUCCGCUGACUGGCCGGCGGUACCUGAAGGAGAAGGACCCCAGCACUACACCAGUGUCCACUGCUACCCAGAGUGUUAACAAGUUACAGAGCCUGCUGUUGGGACGUAAAGCCCUACCCAGUGAUGACCUGCUGGAUAUAUUUAGUGAGAUAGGUUCUGAUCCUAAAACUCGAAUAAUGGAGAGAGUUGAUGAGAUGGGUGAAGUUUUCUGCUCCCACUAUGUACAAGAGACUGAGGACCAUGCAGGUUCACAAAUUGAUUUUGCUCAGAAACGACUACAGCUGGGAGAGUGUUUGUAUUACAAGAUGUUGGAGAGUGUACUGUUUAAUGAGAAGAAGCGGAUGGAUAACAAAGAAGGCAAAUCGGCCCUGUCGACGCUCAUGGAACAAGAAAUAUUCCAUAGAAGCUUAUUCGCCUGCUGUUUAGAAAUUGUUAUUUUCUCUUACAACUCUCAAAGAUCAUUUCCUUGGAUACUGGAAAUCUUCAACCUUAGUCCAUACCAUUUUUACAAAGUAAUAGAGAUAAUCAUCAGAAAUGAAGACGGUUUAUCUCGAGAUGUUGUCAAACAUCUCAACCAUAUUGAAGAAAAUAUACUAGAGAGCCUUGUUUGGCGAAGCGAGUCUCCAUUGUGGGAGGCUAUUAAGGAGGGUAGUGUCCCGGGAUGUGAGGAUGUUGUGCUGCCUGAACACGAUGUAAUGAAGAAUGUGAAACAUCCAGCUGUUAUUAGAGUGUCUGAAUCACAACAACCAAAAAGAGAUCCACUAAUGUCCCCACCACCAGGUGUCUCUGCAGCUGACCGAUUCAGUUCACCGUCACCAGGAAGUGCCAAAAGAAGACUCUUCAGUGUCCUUACUCAGCCUACAGAAACACUAGUGCCAUCAGAAAAUACACCAGUAGAGAGCAGCACAUCAACUACAUCUACAAAGACGACACAGAUCAUAGCCUUCCAACAGGCUCAAACAAAUGAUGGCAGACAGAUUCUCAUUCCUGUUCAUACUAUUAUCCACUCCGGAGCUAAGGAUGACAAGAAAGAACCUGCUAAAAUGAGACCCAAGAAAACGGGCUCAUUGGCUCUCUUCUUCAGAAAGCUGUAUCAUCUUGCAAGUGUGAGGUUACGAGAUUUAUGUGAACAAUUAUACCUAGAUGACAUUGAGUUACGGAAGAAAAUGUGGACUUGUUUUGAGUAUGUUCUUGUUAAUCACGUGGAGUUGAUGAUGGACAGACACAUUGACCAAAUCAUCAUGUGUGCCAUUUACGUCAUGGCCAAGGUGUCUGACCAUCCACAAUCUUUCACAGACAUCAUGAGAUGUUACAGACUACAGCCACAAGCAGAAAGUCAUGUGUAUAGGAGUGUUUUACUCAGCUGUAGAACAAGGCGAAAUUCGGGAGAAAGUGAUAGCAGCAAGAACGGCACUAGUGGGCAGUCAUCUCCAGUCAAUGUAGAGAAUGCUGAGAAACGUAAGACAGCUGGUGUCCAAAUUCUCUAUGAGAGGUCAGAAAAACUGCCCACCAUGCGGUCAUCAAGUACUCUGCCCAUUCCUCACCCGGGAAGUCACCCCCCUACUCCAACAAUUCUUAUACAGUCUGCUAGUGGUGGUGAAGAAGGGGAGGAAAGAGGGGAUCUUAUCAUGUUUUACAACAGGGUCUUUGUAGAAAAAGUGAAGAAAUUUGCACAAAAAUUUUCAGCCCAGAAGAAUUCCAAGGAUUGUCCUCCACUUUCACCAUUACCUACGGUCAAAAGUCAGACGGCUUCUCCCAGAAGAGUGUCCAGCAAACACUCUAUAUACUUGUCACCGCAUAAACCAACUCUACUGGCAACCCCAAUGGCAACUGGAUUGUCAUACUCUUUCCAAAAGAGUCCUGCAAAGGAUUUGAGAGCCAUUAACAAUAUGAUAAAAAUGAAAGACUUUAGGGAAGGUAAAAAAAUUCUGGGUAAACGUCAGCUUGAUGUCACAGAGGAGGACGAAGGACCACAAACUAAACAGCUGUGUACAGGCUUCUCCUUCUUAAAGCGCUUACAGAAUGUUAGCAGUGAGAGACAGGAGGCCCAUGUCCUGAAGCUGGAUUAAACAAUUUCCUGAUGCCCUCUGUUUAUUGCAAUAUUGUUUACACCUGUCUGUUUUAAUGAUCUCAAUUCCAGUUUUCUAAGUAUACCUUUAAACAGUUUGUUAAAGAAAAUCAAAUUCUGUUUCAUUCUCGAUUUGUAAAUGCAAUAUUCUGGAAGUUUUGUUCCAGAAAUUUGUAUGUGUGAAAAUGUGUGCAAUCCUCAACAAUCAGAAUCAUUUAGGUAGGAGGUGAAAUACAAACUGCUUUGUUUCUGUGAUGUAUUGUCUCUGUCUAAAAGUACUUUGCAUGACACUGACAUAACACUAUGUAGCAUCAUUGUGUAUUUUACAUUGGAAUGGAGUUCUAUUAUCAAUAGUGCAAAUCAUUUUUGUCUGUAUUUUUGUACAGUGUAAAUUUAAUAUGUACAGUAAUGAUAUGUAUAGCCAGUUGUUUUAUAUAUAUAUAUAUAAUAGGCAAGUGUGUUACAAGAUUUCUUUGGAAGUAUUUUAUUUGUAGAAACUAUAAUAUGUAUUCCAUUUUUAGCAUUUUAUAAAGUGCAUGAAUGCAUUGACAUUUUAACAACUUUGUCAGGUCAUGGUUUUUUGAUUCAUAUAGAUAUACAAUAUUUGACCUUAUCAACCUGUCAUAUGUGUAUUGACAGUAACAAGACCUGUUCAUCUUACUUGUAUGUCGAAUGAUAAGUAUGGUAGCCCUUGAAAUCACUACUUUAAUAACUGAUCCUUAAUAUCCACAUCCUUUCUUUGUCAGCAAUCAUAUUCUAAGUCAUUAUUGGGGUGCUAGUUGUGUGAAGAGAAAUGUGUAUGGGGAAAAUAAUACUGUUUAUCAACUACCAUGAAAUUGAGAAUUUUUAGUGAAAAUUGCUUAUGAUAAUAUGAAAAAUAGAUCUAAAGGACUAUAUUCAUUACACUACCAAUGUCAGCCCCCAUAUAAUAUUUAAAUUAGGCCAAUUCAACUUCAUUAGUAGAUUAUCAUCCAGGAUCACCAAAAGGUAUGGGGUGGGUGGGAGGAUUUUAUUUUCUGAGAAAAAUAUUAAUGACAAACGAGUUUUUGUCAACAGAAGUGCAUCAUUUAAUGCCAGAUGGAUAUCAAUCUAGCUAUGCUUAUUUCACAGAUGAAUUCCAGGUUAAGCUUCAAUUUCAAACACAGAAAGAUACCAAACUUCUUUAAGAUUUAUGCCUGUAACAAUGUGAGAAAUUAAGAAAACCAUAUCUAUUUUCUUCAGGUGGCUUUUAAUGUUGCUAUAAUGGAAAUGUAAACAAGAAGUGUAAAUUUGUACCGGAGUCCGACUUCAAAAUUUUCCAGGAAUCGCAAGUUUCACAAAAUAAAAAAAUUUGGGGCGGGCCGAUUUUUGAGGGGCAGGUGGGGAUGAUAAUCUAUCAUUUAAGUUGAAUUGGCUUUGUACAGUAGUCUCAUAAACUUUUGUCUGUCAAAAAGUUAUAUAAGUAAUUUUUUAGAAUUAUUUCCAAGUCAUCAUAAAGUGAACCAUUUGCCUCAAUUUUUCUAAAUUACAACCUAAAAUUACAUGCAUUGCCCACAUUUUGCUUAAUGGAGUGCAUGCAUGAUCAGACACCACCAUCACAUUUCAUUGAUAUGAUAAUUUUACUCGGCGUCAGAGCACACUUGCCACGUUUUGUUCUGACAUAUUGCUAGAAUUGGUAAUGUGAAAUGACAUCAAAAUAAAAUUUCAUUUCGAAAAGUUCUGCAUAGCAAUUAUAAACUUGUAUCUGGGAAUGUGAUUUAGGAGGCAAAUGGUAGUAUUGUAUAUAGUCCUUCGAUAUGGAAAUGAUAGUAUUUAUAUGGUGCUCCUUGUUUUAAUAUAUAAUUUAAUGUAUGACAAAUUUUUAAAAAUUCCCAACUUUCUUAGAAUUUAAGUUGCGUGAAGUGCGAUCAAUUCUUCAGUUGUGCAUAUUUCAAAUACUCUUGUUAUGAAUGGAAUCACAAUAUGGAAAAUGUCAUAUAGUGAAUAAAAUUUACAAAGAU